This is a messenger RNA of Oryzias melastigma (Indian medaka), 4121 nucleotides long. RefSeq lists its product as uncharacterized. The record is from RefSeq and is a predicted model, not a curated record. Lineage: Eukaryota; Metazoa; Chordata; Actinopteri; Beloniformes; Adrianichthyidae. The transcript has 12 exons. Bases 235 to 3174 code for a protein of 979 amino acids.
UAAAUUGGGUGUACUCUAUUGGGGUGUGUUUGAUACUCUAGUUACAGGUUUUGUUAUGAGCUUUGGGAAACUGAAUGGAGAUUUGAUCCUUGAAGGCGGAGGACAGAGAGAAAAUAAAAUGAUCUCUUCCCAGGGAGGCGCGCGGGCAUCACCCCCCUCAGCCCCACAGUGGUCCCGCCCACAGCCCGGUGGGGCGGGCACGCGGGCGGAGGGGGGGAGAGUGCUGCUUUGUGAAUGACGGGAGCGGCGGGUGACAGAAAACAAACUUCACCAAGAAUAUUUCCGAGCACAGACGUGUUUUACCAUCAGCUGAAAAGUUCGGAGAAGAAGACAAGCCCGUUCCGACCCAGAAGCACCGAGGAAACGCAAAGCCGCCUGCUUGGGAGCGCUAGGAAAGCCUUGAGGAUGUCUCUCAGGUUGAUCGGCGCCGUCUGUCUCUGCUUGUUGGUGGGAAUCGGGGGCGAGCCCUGCCUCAUCAUCAGUGAAAUUAACGCAGACAACCCAAGACUGGACACCACCGAGUUUGUGGAGCUGUACCACACCAGUGGACAGAGGUCGUCGCUGGACGGCUACACACUCGUGUUCUACAACGGCAAUGGGAAUGUAGCCUACAAAGUCCUGGACCUCAGGGGCCACACCACGGACGACCGAGGCUUCUUCCUGGUGGGGUCGGUGGACAUGGUGCCCAAACCGGCCAUCCUCCUGCCACCCAACACGGUCCAGAAUGGCCCGGACGCCAUCGUCCUCUACCACACCAGUGCUGCCCGUUACAGCGAGAAGAUGAACGUCACUGCCGUCGGGCUGGUGGAUGCCGUCGUCUAUAUGACACGUCGCACGGGAGGCGCUGAGUUCCUGGCUGAAAUCCUGACGCCUGGGGAGCCGGCCUUCGUUGAAGACGAGGCUGCCCUGGAGGGGGAUGAGUCCAUCGAGAGGUGCCUGCUCUCUGAGGACCAGUGGGGCUUUCAGGUGUUCUCGCCUUCCCCCGGUCGCCGAAACAACUGCACCCCACCUGCCACACCGGGCACCUUCCCUCUGAUCACGGAGCUGAAGCUCGGUGGGGGACAGGAAGACGGGUUUGUUGAAGUGUCACAGCCCCCAGCUGCUGGUCCCGUUGUGUUGGUGGUGCUGGACGGGAAAACAGACCGGGUCAGUGUCAGCGUGGACGUGGACGACUCCAGAAAUGGAUUUAUCACAGUAGCCGUUGACAAGAAAUACAUGAAAGGAGACCAGGCUGGUGCUGUGGCCCUCUACAGCGGCAGAGCCACAGACUUCCCAGUGGGGAGUCCGCUGAGCCAGAGAGACUCUUUAGAUGCAUUUGUGUUCGCCGGACCUGGAGACAAGCCAAGCGCCAACCUCACAGAGACUCUCAUCCCAGGCAGGGAGCCAUACCAGCUUAGUAACAGUUUGAGAGAAGGAGGCUUCUAUCUCAGCCGGUGCGGCUUGGCUACCUGGACCAGAGAUCCUGGAAUCUUCUGGGAGGCACCACAAACACCGGGUCAGCCCAACCAAUGCCCAUGGCCCAAGAUCUGCCCCCACAGUACUGUGACUCCAGGUGGCACGGAUUCCCCGCCUCACCUCCCACCCUGGGGUAAUAGUGACUUCCUGAUCAAUGAGCUGAACACGGACUCCCCCGGAGCUGCAGAAGAUGGAGAGUACAUUGAGCUCUGGCACCCGUCUGGACGCAGAGUCUCCCUGCAGGGGAUCUGGAUUCUGCUUUUCAGUGCGCAUAACAACAAACCCUAUCGAGAGAUCAGUCUGAGCGGACACUUCACCACAGCCAAAGGUUACUUCCUGAUGGGCAGCGACAGGCUGGCGCCGGCUCCGUCGCUUCGCCUGCCUCCCAACACCAUCCAGAACGGCCCGGAUGCUGUGGCGCUCUACCGCAGUCCGUUUGGCCCGCCGUCUGCGAUGCAGCGGGGGAUUCCCACAAAGGGCCUGCUAGAUGCUGUGGUGUAUCGGCAAAGAGGGUCAGAUAAGGAGGCGCAGGAGCUGAGCAAAGCUCUCACUCCGGGACAGUUACCACUGUUGGAAGAUCCAGAAGUUCUGCCUGGAGAUGAGGCGCUCAGCCGCUGCAGAGGCCUUUACCCCUUUGACCUGUCUGCUUUCUCAGUGGCUGCACCCACCCCUCUGAGAGAAAACAGGUGCCCCCGUCCUCCUCCAGCUCCUGAAGGUGUUGUAAUACACGAGGUGUCGAGUGGCCACUGGACCAAUCACAGUCAUCAGAAGGCCUUUGUGGAGCUCCACGGGCCGCCCAUGACAGACCUGACAGGUUUGGUUCUGUCCGUGUUUGACCAGGAGCGCAGGGGCACGGUCAUUGCUCUGCCCCUGACUGGUUCCAUCAACCUGAAUGGUUUCUACAUCGUUGGAAACGUCACCGGAGCAGAUCAGACUUUCCCAGAAGGCUCCACUGUGCCAACACGAGGAGCAGUGGUUCUGUGCUACGACCUGUUCAGCAUCUGCAGAGCUGGCAGUGCGCUGACCAACGCCAGCCUCAGGGAUGUGCUGCUGUUCAGUGAAAACCAGUGGCUGCUGUCCUCCCUUUCCACCACUAGGGGGAGACAAGUAUUACCAGCUGUCAGGUCGGUGGAAGACGGUCCCGUCUCGCUCAGCAGGUGUUCGUGCUGCGAGGUGAGAAGCUCCUCCUCCUGGACGAGCUCGUCCCCUACGCCUAGCCACACCAACCUCUGUCCGAGCCCCGCCUUUUCAAGUCAAGUCGACCUUUGUCUCGGACCCCCGUCCUUCGAGCAGUCAGGAGACUGUGCUGAAGUGACUCACAGAAAGAGGAUGAUGGACGUGGCUCAGUAUUUAGAGCAGAGGUGUCACUGUGGCAUUUCGGCGUUGUAUCUUCAAGGGACUAACUCCUCCUGCAUGUCCGGCUGGAUGCGAGUUUGGGGGAACAUCCAGGCGCUCUCAGACCAUCAGAGAGCCCUCAUCAUUCAGACGUUGCUCUCAAGCCCCGCUCCUCCUCAGGCGGACACCUGCUCCUCUCCCAUCACCGGCCACUACAUCGGCAAAACUUCAGCCCUGGGGUUGCAGAUAGGACUGAUGGUAGUAGUGCUGCUGCUGCUGGGACUAGGAGGAGCCCUGUUUACACAUUUCUACAGGAGGAGGCGCCCUCUGGACUACUCCACCAUGGAGCUGAGUGAACAUGCAGAGGGACUGUCUGAUCUAUAAUCCAGGCUUUGAGGCUUCACGGAGAGAGGAAGCAGGGGACAUCAGAGGCCCGUUUGAAGUAUACACAAAUCAUUUUGAGGCUGUUCUGAAGCGAACGCCGUCACAAGCGCCUCCUUCUGUCAUCGGAGGCUUGUGAAAGUGACUUCUAAUAGUUUAUUAACAGUUCCAGUCGUGUCAAGUGGCUCCAAUAUCAUCAAAUCACACGAUCUAAGAUAACACUUUAAAAGACUGAUAGUUGCUUGGUAGGGAAAUGAAGUUAUUUUUACUUUUGUUCUUUUCUGGCUUAAAUAAAUUUGAUUAAUUUCAUGCGGGAAGCUCAGCUGGCACUGAAGUGUUUUAGUAUUGAGAGGAUUUGUGUUAAAGACAAUAUUAGAGUUUCUUUCAACUCGGCCCUGCCUGUUUAUCCUGCCAUGUUUAAACUGUAAAAGUCCCAGUUGUGCCGUGUUUUUAACCACUUUUUUUGUGCUUGUUUGAAGCAAACUGUUUACGUUGUCCUAAAAGAAAAAGAUGUGCAAGACUAAUCUAGUAAUUUCUUAAAUGUUAGUUUUUGGAGAUAAAUGAUUGUUUUGUAUUCAGAGCUGUUUUAUGUUUGUUUUAGGGAUGUAAAAGCCUCUCAUGUGUGUUUUAAUGCAUGUUGUUUUUUAAAAGAUACUUGUUGCUUUUCUCCUUGGAUAAGUUCGUUUUUCAUCUUUUCACAUUUUUUCACUUUAUUAAUCAAACUUGCAAAAACAAUUGCAAAAUAUCAAAGUUUGAUAGGAAAACAAUCAGAUUCUUCUCCAUGUUUGUUUUAGACGAGACUUCUUCUUCUGCCACAAAUAUUUAUGCCAAGAUUUAGCACCCUCUAGUGGUUGUCAGAGGAAACUACCGCUAAAGGAUAACCGGUUUACUUGGAAAAUAACAAAUAUAUGAACCUAUUUAUGUCUUUAAAAAAAAAUAAAAUAAAAUAA